AUGGAUAAUCAGCAUUCAGAAACCUUAUUGGGAACUUUACGUGAGAAAUAUGAAAAUAGUGCAAUUUUGUCACUAAGUAGUUUAUUCAUAUUUGUUACAUUAUGUAAUAUGUUCAUAAUGUACAGAUUAUUAUUAGAUGUGAUUCCAUAUCCUAUUGGAGUUACAUUCUCACAAUUAUUGGUUGGUAUGAUGUUGGCUUAUGUAUUAGGAGGAUGUGAUUUGAAAAAGGUUAAGGAUGAAACUUUGAGUAGAUUUAGUGAAUAUGCUGUACCAGUUGGUGUAUAUUUAUUAAUGUUUACUAUUGCAAAUAUUUUAUUAAAAUCUACACCAGUUAUCGCAGUAUAUCCAUCUAUUUUAGCAUUGGCUGUGGUAUUACAUCAUAUAUUCAGAUAUUUAUUCUGUGAUCAAAGGAAUUUAUUAUCAUUCAAGACUGUAUUGAUUACUGCUUUAUCAUAUAUAGUAGCCUGUUUUGAUACCAAUUUGGUACCACCAACAUUAUUGGGACUUUCAAUUCUUUAUGCUAUUUCAUCUGCUAUUUUCAGAGCUGUAUGUUUGGAGAAGGCACUUCAUGUUACUGAAAGAGAUGCAAAUAAGCUAUAUAAUGUUCAGGUUUUCUGUGGUGUUUUUGUUUUAUUCUUUGCAACUAUAAUAUUUGAGCCAGAAUUCUUUUUAUCAGUGCAAUCAAAGAGUUUCUCCGAAUUUUUAUUAUCUAUUGGAUGUUUAGUUACCGUUGGUACAAUACCAUUUGUUAAGAAUAUUAUUGCAAAUAAGCUAGUAACUAUUGGCCAGCAAGCUCCAUGGAGAUUUUCUGAGAUCAUUUCUGUUGCCUUAUUCUUUGUAUUUGGUGUAAUAUUCUUUGAAUGUGAUAUUACUAUUACAAUCAUUAUCUCAUUUAUUCUCGUAAUUACUGGUAGAACUAUGUCUAUGGUUGAUAUUAUCAAUAAUGACAAUAAGAGACAUUCAGGUUCACAUCAUAAGAAGAAACAUGCACAGAAAAAUACUUUGGCAUUUAAUGAUGUACAUGAAGAUGCUGCAGCUCAAAUUGUAGAUCCUCCUAUGAAAGAUAUGAGCAUGCAAAACAGUCCAAAUGGUUAUGAAGGUGAUCAUGAAUCAGAAAUGGAUCACGAAUUAAUGAAUGAGCAAGGUAUCAUAGAUCAAGAGGAUGUUGAUCCAGAGAGUGGGAUUGUUCAGAAUGAAAAUUAG
This is a messenger RNA of Cryptosporidium ubiquitum, 1203 nucleotides long. RefSeq lists its product as uncharacterized. The record is from RefSeq and is a predicted model, not a curated record. The coding region runs from base 1 to 1203 and encodes 400 amino acids. NCBI's taxonomy places the organism in Eukaryota, Apicomplexa, Conoidasida, Eucoccidiorida, Cryptosporidiidae. The transcript has a single exon.